AUGGCGUCUUCCUCCUCGGCUGCGUCGUUGUUCGCGACAGAGUGCCUUCUUUACUCGACCGCAUCCUCAUCAACUCUUGUGGGAUCCAUGGGCCUCACAACAGUCGCAGCUCCUUCUUCCACCUCGGCACUUUUCACGUUCAAAGGUGUCUCGGAUCCAGCGUUUCACUCUGUCACGGUAAUUCCUACUUCGCCAAACCCGGCCAUCUCUGGCACUGGUGGUCUCAUCUUUCAGCUCGAGAGCAACAAGGCCGCGCUCAACAUUUUCUCAUGGCAGCGAGAUCAUCUCUUGCAACGCAUCAUUCUUCCUUCCAAACUCUCGUGCAUCGCCUGCUCUCCCAACGGCGACCUCGUAGCCGGUGGUUCGUUUGACGGUCGCAUCUUACUCUGGCAGAUAGCCACGGGAGACCUGCUUGCCUCCUUUGACGCUCACUAUCGCUCAGUCACAGUGCUUAAAUGGACUUGCGACGGUGCUGGUCUCUUGACAGGAUCCGAAGAUGCAAGGAUUCUUGUGUGGAGUCUUGCAGGUCUGCUGGCUCCGCACGACCAGACCAGCUCUUCCAUCACCAGCUCGGAACACAACCCAGCACCAUACUGCACACUCGCCGACCACAAUCUGGCCAUAACCGACCUUGACAUCUCGAGCGGCCGCUUUCCGCACCAAGCCAUGGUGCUCUCGAGCUCUAGCGAUGCGAGCGUUAAACUCUGGGACCUCCGCACUAGGAGCCUUCUGAGCACCUUUGUCUUCGAACAGCCCAUUCACAGGGUUGUCUUAGAUUGCACCGAGCGCUUCUUCUUUGCAGCCACCGCACCGACCUCUUCAGACAACCUCGUCUACCGUAUCGACCUCUUUCGCAAGCGCGACGCGUCUAGCAGGAUGGUCGAAACCAAGCAAGCUACUACAGGCUCUCAAUUCGAUUUUGUUACCGACGAGCUCAGAGGUGCAUCCUCUGUCGAGGCACAUGGCUUUGGCUCGGCCGCUGGACCGACAACAGAACGCAUUCCGUCGGCGAGAGAUGUGGCGCAUCGAGCAGAAUCCAAUGGAUCCAGCAUCAUCUCGAUUCGUGAACCCAUCUCCAGCAUGUGUCUGUCCACCAACUCUACCUCGCUUCUAGUUGGAAGUGUUGCCGGCAAUCUGUUUGUGAUCGACGUGUCCAACUCUCAGGUUGUUCGCACAGUGUCGCUGCUCGGAAACGCAAAGGUCAGCGCUAUUUCCGAUAAGAAUGCCGUCACCAAUUUGAUGGUUCUUCCCAAGCCUCGCGAUCUGCUCGGACAUUGGGAGACUCUUUCCUCAUCAGGUACAGGGUCUUCCAUGAGUGGUUCAGGCGGAGUGGGUGGUGCUGGCGCUCCUGUCGGCAUCCCUGUUCGACCGAUUGCCUCGAGUUUCGGCCAUCAUGUCCUUGCGUCAGAAGAGGACCGACUGUCGAAACCAUAUCUCACGCGCAUCUCGGGUAACAAGACGACCUUGGCUUUCGAUGAGCACAACGUCGACAGUUUCAUCGAUCCCGAAUGGGACAGCCAUCUCGUAUCGAGCGAGCUUCUCGGCAGAUCCACAUCGGCCUUACUUUCGCCCUCCCAAACCCAAUCGGGAGCUCCGCCAAGCACGUCCGCAAUCCACGCACAGGCCGCGCUAGAGGCAGAAAGACUCCAACGAGAGAACAAACUGCUGCGCUCGCAAUUGCAUCAAGCCAAAGCAAUCAACGACGAGAUGUGGUCUCGCCUCGUACAGGAUCGUCUCUCAGUCAACCAGGUCGAUAGCGAAUGA
Messenger RNA from Mycosarcoma maydis (corn smut), 1764 nucleotides. Its product is annotated as chromatin-binding/pre-rRNA-processing protein IPI3. The coding region runs from base 1 to 1764 and encodes 587 amino acids. Gene Ontology annotation, molecular function: protein binding. The record is from RefSeq and is a predicted model, not a curated record. Gene Ontology annotation, cellular component: nuclear pre-replicative complex. Lineage: Eukaryota; Fungi; Basidiomycota; Ustilaginomycetes; Ustilaginales. Gene Ontology annotation, biological process: rRNA processing; DNA-templated DNA replication. The transcript has a single exon.